AUGGUUGUGGUUGACCCUGGGCUAUUCGUCAAGACGGAACGGUUGCUGCUCCGCCCGCUGCGCAUGGAAGAUGCAGAUGACGUAUUGGAGAUGCGCAGGCAUCCGGAGGUCAUGAUGCAUACAUCUACUCUCCCCUCGGACAACAUUGAAGCUACAAAGGCAUGGAUACAAGGUUGCCACCAGGUUGAACACAAUUGGAAUUUCGCAGUCAUCUUGUCGGAGCCUCACGAUGGUCCACGCGUCAUUGGCCUCAUUGGUGCUGUCCGCGCUCCCGAAGUAGGAUACAUGUUCAAUGCUUCAUACUGGGGGAAAGGAUACGCCACGGAAGCAUUACGUGCGUUCAUGCCCUUGUUUUUCGAACACUAUUCCGGCAAUUGCAUUGCAGAUUACCGGGAUGAAGAUGCAGAGGGCCCAUCAAGCAACGGGAGUGCACAAAACGGGAACGGCACCAAUGGCUGCACGAGCAAUGGGAAGCGGUUGGCACCGAGAUAUGAGUACGCAGAAGCACACACGGACCCGGAGUUGGUCUCAAGUCAGAAUGUGUUGAAAAAGGUUGGCUUCAAGCUACAUGAGAGGAAGAAGAAUGAUUUUGAGAACCCGAUUUUAGGGAUGAGAGAUACAUUGGUCUUUAGAUUUUACAGGUCUUCUUUAUGA
Molecule: messenger RNA, 654 nt
Organism: Bipolaris zeicola 26-R-13
Lineage: Eukaryota; Fungi; Ascomycota; Dothideomycetes; Pleosporales; Pleosporaceae
Exons: 2
Coding region: 1-654 (217 amino acids)
Molecular function (GO): acyltransferase activity, transferring groups other than amino-acyl groups
Source: RefSeq, a predicted model, not a curated record